This is a messenger RNA of Cantharellus anzutake, 1581 nucleotides long. Its product is annotated as kinase-like domain-containing protein. Gene Ontology annotation, biological process: protein phosphorylation. Gene Ontology annotation, molecular function: protein kinase activity; ATP binding. Gene Ontology annotation, cellular component: nucleus. The transcript has 8 exons. NCBI's taxonomy places the organism in Eukaryota, Fungi, Basidiomycota, Agaricomycetes, Cantharellales, Hydnaceae. The record is from RefSeq and is a predicted model, not a curated record. The coding region runs from base 1 to 1581 and encodes 526 amino acids.
AUGGCCCCCACACAAUCCCACCUAAGGACAAGCACUCUCAAAAGGAAAAGACCUGUUGCAGCCACGUCUUAUCGGUCUGAGACUCAGAUAGACAGCGUCACAGGCCGCAUCAGAGAGGUGAUAGUUAUCGACGACUCACCUACUCCUCCACCUCAGCCCCAGACGUCCAUCACUCCAUCGACCCAUAGCGCUAGUGCAGCCAUAUCAUCCGCGUACUCUAACGGUGUCAGGACGAGGGCCCAGGUUGCCGCCGAAGCAUCUGGUUCGCGCACAGUGGCUGCGCCGCCUGCUGCGAAGCGUCGCAAGAAGGAUACGGCUCCUGUGUCUGGGGGGAGCACGACAGCAAAGCCUGUUCCUUCAUCGACAGGUGGUGCCUUACAAAGAAAAGCCCUUGCUGCCCGUGCAUAUGAUGCCAAGGCAACUGGCUAUACUAACGGGUCAUCUACAAAUUUGCGUGAGUCUCAGUCCUCGCGUACGUCGGCAAAGACGGGUCCCGCUGGUUAUGACGAUAAAGAGGGUCACUAUAUUAUUCAACCUGGCGAUGUUAUUGGCGUCCCACAAAGAUAUCGAAUCGUGCGACUAUUAGGCCAAGGGACAUUUGGGAAGGUCGUUGAGGCUUUGGAUCUGUCAACCCGGAGUCUGGUGGCAGUCAAAAUCAUUAGAUCUAUUCCCAAGUAUCGCGACGCCUCUAAAAUUGAGGUUCGAGUUUUGAAGACUCUCAAACAGCAUGACCCCACCAACAAAUUCAAAUGCAUUCACCUAAUAGAAUGGUUUGACUUUCGCAACCACAUUUGCAUCGUCUCCGAAUUAUUAGGGAAAUGCAUAUAUGACUUUUUGAAGGAGAAUAACUUUGCUCCUUUUCCUCGGCUACACAUACAAGAUUUCGCUCGACAAGUGCUGACCAGUGUUGCCUUUCUCCAUGACCUCACCCUUGUUCAUACAGAUCUCAAACCCGAAAACAUCCUCCUAGUCAAUAAUGAUUAUCGUAUUGUCUCAGCGUCUCACACUUCCAAUGGCAAACGAUCCGCUCCCACGUCUAAGAUGAUCCUAAAUUCCACCGAAGUAAGGCUCAUUGAUUUUGGGAGUGCCACGUUCGAAUCCGAGUACCACUCCACCGUCGUUUGCACGCGGCACUACCGAGCACCGGAGAUUAUCCUUGGUCUUGGUUGGUCAUACCCGUGCGACGCUUUUUCGAUUGGCUGUAUCCUUGUCGAAUUUUACACUGGCAUGGCUCUUUUUCAAACUCAUGAUAAUUUGGAGCACCUUGCAAUGAUGGAAGCCGUAAUGGGUCCUAUGCCUGGAUUGUUGGCCCGAAAGGCGGCUAAGACGAAAUCCGAGUUUUUUAAGGAGGGCGCGAAGUUGGAUUGGCCGCCUAGAUCGAAGAAAAUAACCUCACAAAGCAGGAAGGAAGUGAAGGCGACACGACCUCUCUCGGAAAUUAUACCUGCAACAGAUACCACCAACACACAUUUCCAAGAUCUCGUUCGGCAACUACUGCACUUCGAUCCCGACCAGCGACUGACGGUCAAGGAUGCCCUACACCAUCCUUUCUUCCGUGUCGAAAUCCCGCUGGAAGUCUAA